AUGACCAUCAACCUUACCCUGAAUCUAAGUGAGGAUGAGGAAAGAAUCUGUGGGAUUGUUGAUGAAUAUUUGAAACAACAUGCUAUAUCUGAAUGGAAAUACGAAGCCGCUUUGAAAAUCCUUAUCGAUUUGAAUCUUAUUGUCGAGCCCACAGAUAACAACAUGAAAAAAUUAGGAGAAAUAUAUCUGAAAGAGUGUCUCAGCAACUAUCAAGAUCGAAUUGCCAACUGCAGUGUCGAAGAGAAAGAGAAAAUUGAAUCAUUGCAGCACGCCAUUCAUCAUAUCUGCAUCUCAACGCCAAUCAAGAAGCUGUUGCAUGUAGGCAAAUAUUCACAACAAAUUUUAGACGAAGCUGUCAUAAACAAAGCCUCGAAAAGUCAACAAAAUGAGGAAGAUCAACAACGUCAGGGAGUCAGUCAAGCCCCAUCCACUCAUUUCCACACAACUAUGUCUCCUAAUGAAAGGAUGGCAUUUUUUUGUGAUAAAUUUGGUACUGAUGGAUAUCUGGACUUGAUGACUGACAAGAUUGCAAACCGAUAUAAAAAAAAACUUAAGGAAACUGCCAAUAGCUUGGAAUUGAAGCUACAACCUAUGAUAGCAAAAAACGAAAGAGAUAUGUUGAUAAAGAUCGCCGAAUGCAAGAAUGGGGUGGAUAUUGAGAAUCUGUUAACAAGCUUUUAUGCGCAAAGAGAUAUGGAUCCAAUGUGCCGAUACAUCAGAUUAGCUUUUUCUACAAUGGCAGAGCUCUGGUCUUCACGUCUUUUAUUGAAAACAAAUAACAAUGAAUCAUGGUUCCGUGCUCAUGUCUACUCAGCUGUUUUCGACAAUGCAUUUAUUUACGAUGAUAAAUUCACUUCAAAGCGAGCAGACUGUUACUCCAAUAUCACUAAAGAAUUCAAAGAUAUUGAUAAUCAACGCGUGGAUUUCAUUUUAAGAAAUAUCAACGAUGAUAAUGACUAUCUCUCAGCAGAAGAAAAACCCGGAUUAAAAGGCGUGAAAAGUGAUAUGAAGAAAGGAAAGACGCUACAGAAGACUAUAUUAAGGAAAUGGACUGGGCAUCUUGGAAGUGUGGAAAUUAUGAAACAACUUGAAGCCAUUACCUGUCAGUGGCAGGCAUUGAAAUUCACUAUAUACGGAACCAGACAUGUAUCAGAGAAUCAUCUUGUAACCUACACAAAAGGUACUUUCUCUGUGCCAAAAGACGAAAAUCAUGCAGCGUCAUUUGCAAAUGUCCUGGCUGCCGUCUUAUCUUUGAGAAGAUUGGUUUACUUGAAUUAUGCAAAGCUGAAUACCAUCCUUGAGGCCAAAUAUGCUCAUCAAUUAGACACAAUGCACUUUUCAUCAGACAGUGAAUUGAACUUCUGCUCUGACAGCACUGAAGGGUUACAACAACAAGAAAUACUGGCAACUGAUGGCGACGAAUUCAAUAGUGUCAUUGAUGCUGAAUUGGAAUCACAAAUACUGCAAUCCCUCUCCAAGAUCACAGUUGAAGAAGAUGUUAUUUCAUUCAAGGACUGGGAGGAACUUAUCUUGUUGAGAACAUCGAGAAAAAGAAAAGCAAGUUCUUAG
Mucor velutinosus is the source of this 1569-nucleotide messenger RNA. RefSeq lists its product as uncharacterized. The transcript has a single exon. Lineage: Eukaryota; Fungi; Mucoromycota; Mucoromycetes; Mucorales; Mucoraceae. The coding region runs from base 1 to 1569 and encodes 522 amino acids. The record is from RefSeq and is a predicted model, not a curated record.